AUGGCUGGCACUGGUUCGUUCGCUGGUACCUCAAAAACUGGGCGACUAGGUGUGAAUCCUCGUCGAGCUCAUGUGAAAGAUGGGGAGAGGAAACGUGUCAAGACAGCAUGUAACGGCUGCAAUGUUCGGCGCGUCCGGUGUACUGGCGAGAAGCCGUGUACGCAAUGCCAAGCAGCGCAACGGAUUUGUGAAUACCCGGCCGCCGACAAGAAGAUAUUCGUGGCCGCAACCGAGUACGAGGAUCUCAAGACGAGCAGAGCUCUCCUGGAGAAGUGCGUCCAGAAACUGUUGCCCGACCCAGUGCAGCGGCAGAAGUUCCUUGCGGACAUACGAGAGAAUCCAGACAGUUGUCGUAUCAGUGUCAUCUCUGCCAGGGACGAGGAAUCACAGUCCAGUUCAUCGAACGCGUCGACCGAGACUGCGACUUCGACAUCAACGGUCACAUCGAUCUCUAGUAACGCCUCGACGGCCACUGUUGCUUCGACAACCACUGUUGCUUCGAACACCACUGCCACGGCAUCUCCCCCCGUUGAUCCAAACCAUUUUAUGGCGCGCUACCUAGAGAGUCUAGAACCACGGAACUACCUGCAUCUCAUCAUUACUAAUGGAGUCGAUGGAAGUCUUCUUCAGGACCAGAGAGGAAUCAAGCGCUGGCUGGGUGGGAGCUCCGGUGCAUGUUUUCUAGACCAUCUCAAGAGGUUCAUGUACACUCUCAAAUCGGCCUUUGGAUUCACUGGGGCCUCGUCAGACUCCUCUCCCGGCAUGAGGUUUCUCGCUUCUCACGGCCACUACCAGACGUCAGAUUCGCUGUCACUCUAUACGCCCCCAACAGAGCAGAUCAAUGCCUUCUCGUCAAUGAGCCACUGGGAUAUAGCUUGCACCCUACUCUCCAAAGCGGACGAGUACCUGCAGAACUACAGCAACUCGUUGCCCUGCGGAGGCCUUCACUACUUCGGGGAGCUCACGCCGCAGGCCUGGCUGGACGUGCAGACUGGCGAGAAUCCACAGCGGGGCAGAGCACUCUACGAAGCUGCUUUUGCCAUUGGGACCAUUUACUCCCUGAAAGCGACUGACUCUAGGCGAGACGGUCACCUGGGCGAGAUGUUCUUCGCAAAAGCCCGGAGCAUACUGGGGGACCCGCUAGACAUCUCCAGCCACACCUUUCGAGAUAUCUCUACUCUGGCCCUGAUGGCCAUGUACAUGCUGGAGAUGAACCGACGAGACGGGGCCUACUUCUUCCUCUCCCAAGCCCUCACUAUCUGUGCCACAUCCGGGGGAUUGAAGGGCACAUAUGACAAAGAGGGGGAUAGGAGAAUCGUGUGGACCUUAUUCUGUCUGAGCAAAGAUAUUUGCUGCAUGAUGGGUCGUCCGCCCAUGUAUCCCGAUGAAGCCUUCACACUCGCCUUGCCAAAAGAGACAGAAGGCAUGCCACCUCCACACGGCCUGAUCGCACAUAUCGAACUUUGCAAGAUUGCCGGCUACAUUGUCUCCGAUACAUACCAUAUCGCGCCUCGAGAAAUCCCGAUCGUUUACGAGACUCAUAGUAGUCAUGUGACCAAACCGCUAGGCCUGCUGCAACAGUGGCGGGAAAGACUACCCAAGGCUCUACAAAUACCGCUCGAUGUGCCACCAGAUUUUCAUAUACCACCGAGGGAGGAACUACCCCUCGACCUCCAAGAGUCUUUAGAGGCGCAGCCCACCGGUGCUUUGCCGACAGACCGUGCUCUAAGGUAUCGUCCACGGCUAACGACCUACCCACAUCUCACCCCUUCGCAGCUCAUCAUAUUGACGCUCCGGCCGCUUUUCUUCAUCGCGGUCAAGUGUGCCGUCGGCGGCGACUUGACUAAGAUGCGCAGGGACAUGUUUGACAGUCCCGGCGUGAAUCCUGAACACAUUUUGCAGUGCAGUGGCGCCGCACGGCGCAAUUUGCGGUUGGGCCGUCACCUCUACCAGCGGUGCCGCACGAGCUACGACGGCCCUGGCAAGCUCACCCUUACGGACCUGCACCACAUCUUUAACGCAGCCGUCAUCCUGCUCCUCCACCAAAUGGUCUUUUCGAACGUGGUCAACACAGAUACGCUGGCCAUCAACACGGCGCGGCAGAUAUUCGAGCGGGAGGCGCUCACUGAGAUCCCGCCGCCGGGCUGCAGCGUCUCCACGUCGAGCGGCUACGCGUCUGACUGCGUCGGCGUUCUCAACGACCUCGCAUGCCUGGUGGCGCGCAUACGGCAGGUACGAUUCAGGGACUCGGACUAUGCCGACUCAGGCUUGGGUAUGGAUAGCAGUGGCUGGCCGUCCCCGGCAUCGACGGAGGGCUCCCGCGGCGGUAGUAUAGGCGGCGGCAGUGUAAGCGGCGACGGGGCCAGCUCAACUUCGACGGCCACCCUGGGCCGCUCCUCGACAUGCUUACAAGGGGAAAAGAUCAGUGAAAAGGAUCUCGAGGCCAACCUGGGAAGUUUGAACCCUUUCUUCCAUCAGGGGUUGUUUCCCCCAGCAUUUUUUACGUUAACGGGUCCAACACCUACCCCUGAUGCUCAUACGCACCAUAAAGAGGUGGAGAGAUGGGUGCUCGAGGGCCUAUGGGGCUAUACUACACCUGUGUGUCAUUGGAUGGGAUUGUGACCUGGAAGCGAACAGGGGAGGGUUGAAAGAGAAAUGGUCAUGUUGGGACAUCAGUACAUCCAGGAGAUACUUCUGUGAGGCUGAUGGGAAAAGCAUGUAGGUGUAUUUCACGGUGUUACUUGUGUGUAUGUGUUAUGAUUACGGACCAGCGACGAAGAUACGCUUUUUAGUGAGUUUUCUGCUUAGGUGGGAAAAGUAUCUCAGCAGUCACACGACUUGACUGGAGAAGGUGAGCUCGAGGCGAGGAAAAAGAGGGGCUAGAGGGACAGGCAGGUCUGUUUUCUUUUUGUAUUUGUUACAAACAAGGCUGGUUUAAGCUGGUCAUGGUGAGAACGGGAAAGAGAAAAGAAGAAGCACAUGAGCAAUGAAAGAACGGACCAUCAUCAACCCCCUGGCGAUCAGGGGGAAGGUUCCUGGAUAUGUGUUAAAAUAAAUGUAUAAAUACAUACCCUGUCAUGGUGAGCUUUUUGCUGGACAGAAAAGAGCAAAAACCAAUCUUGAUGAAAUCUGUGAGGGAGACGUGGAGGGUUGUUGAGAGGUAGGGGAGCUGGAUCUCAUGUUAAGAUUGUGGGCUCACUCGAGACUGGACGACAACUUUACAACAGGUAUUGUGGCAGACAACCAUUAUUUGUUUGUCACUGCACAGUGAAGGCAGCACAAUCUAAGACAAGUCUUAGAAAUUGCAAAAUUAGUAAUGAAAUAGACAAACGUUAUAAG
Messenger RNA from Cryphonectria parasitica EP155, 3339 nucleotides. RefSeq lists its product as uncharacterized. NCBI's taxonomy places the organism in Eukaryota, Fungi, Ascomycota, Sordariomycetes, Diaporthales, Cryphonectriaceae. Gene Ontology annotation, molecular function: DNA binding; zinc ion binding; DNA-binding transcription factor activity, RNA polymerase II-specific. The coding region runs from base 1 to 2622 and encodes 873 amino acids. The transcript has 4 exons. Gene Ontology annotation, biological process: regulation of DNA-templated transcription; DNA-templated transcription. The record is from RefSeq and is a predicted model, not a curated record.